Messenger RNA from Bipolaris sorokiniana ND90Pr, 1921 nucleotides. RefSeq lists its product as uncharacterized. The transcript has a single exon. The record is from RefSeq and is a predicted model, not a curated record. Bases 438 to 1859 code for a protein of 473 amino acids. NCBI's taxonomy places the organism in Eukaryota, Fungi, Ascomycota, Dothideomycetes, Pleosporales, Pleosporaceae.
CUCACUUCUUCAGACACUGCCCAAGUAAGGCAAUAUUUCGAACAUCCCUAGUCCAACUCUUCAUUCAUCACCGAUUAUCGCUUUUUCGAGUGUGAAUUGAGAAUAGACGUAACAACCGGCAAUUACUGAAGUUUCAUUACAAAGCCAAUUUACCUAAUAUUUACAAGUCACCACUGUGUCUUGUCCUCACCUUCCAUCAGGCAACACUUUAUCAGGUCUCUUUCACUCACUUACCCUGAAUCUCAUCAGUCUCACUUUCAUAACAGUGACGCAAACACGGGUCAUAACAACCCCUACCGAACCCCCUGUAUAUUCGGGGUUUUCACUACCAUUCGCCCCAACACUUAAAUGGUGCCGCAGUCAAGCCGGAUAUCCCACCUCCUCCAUUCCCUACCUCAACCACAGUACACAACCGCGCGAUACCCAAGGUUUUCAACAUGGCACAUCCAAACCUCCGUCCUGAAACCCCUAAUCAUACUCCAUCACCCGUGUACAUUCAAACAAGCCCCCCAGGAUAUGCUUGUAUACACCCCACUGCGCUGGAUCCGGCAUAUAACGGACCCGCACGUCCUCCAUCGCCCGUCGUAGUCACAACACCAGCCGUGUCCAUAAACUCAACAACUGCAGUGGGAUUUGUAGCCAAUCAUACUAGAUCGUUCACUCCACAUUCCAACACGGAUGACUGUCCCAUUUGCCUGGACAGCUAUACCACUGAAGCCUGUCUUCAAAUUACAGGAAUUACAGGAUGCAACCACCGCAUUGGUAGCAUGUGUUUGCAAAAAAUGCUCGAUCACCAUCCAGGAGACGAGAAGAAAUGCCCGAUGUGUCGCACGGUCUGGAUAUCUGGCCUUGCCCCCAAUUUCGCUGCACAAGAUCGAAGUCUUGCUAAUAUAAGAGCGAUGAGGAAUAUGCUCCGGGAUAGAGGUGGAGAAUCUUCCAGUUCACACAAUCGGCUUCCACCCGGAUACACGGCGUACCCUAUUAUGACAACGGACAGUCAAGGUGUGGUACGAACUUACAUACAGCCAUCGUCACUAUGGCAGCGCCGAUAUCAAUCCGUCCUCAUUGACUCGUCAGAGGAAGAAGAAGAGGAUUACGCAACCCAAGUCAGGAACUAUGAAGAUUUAACAGCCCAUAUCGCUGAUAUACGGCGUCGAGCAGACAACCUAGUAGCGGAUCGGACCAACCGAAACAGACGCCAGGGUCGAUUGCAACACGGCCAUGAGGAGAGCCAGUCUGGCAGCGGUAGCGAGACCAACAGGGUCGAGUCCAGAAGAAGGAGAGGAGCCAUCUCCGCCAAUACACCAGGAGCAAACCCGCUCAACCGCUUCAUGAACGUGCGCGCAUUGAACGCUUUCCGAACCGCCGUGAACGGGACUGCACCCGAAGUCGCGGCUAGGGGCGACCGCUUCACCGGCCAUAUUAUGCGGGGAAUGGCGCGUGCACGGGAUGAGCCCAGUCCUCGAGAUGGGCAGCAUCGCGCCACGCCUGGCGAGGGCUUGAUGAUGGCAGGUCAACAGCAAAAUACCGUCUCAUCUGCCGGGACGCCUGCUUCUCCAAAUCUACAGACUCGUACUCGGCGUCCCGGCGCAGAUUUCGGAGUGACUGGGCCUCGCAGCGGUAUCCCACAACCUCACACUCGUAUCUCUCAGUCAUUCCGCUCUCCCGAAGCCCGCGCUCAGUACCUAGAUGAGCGAGAGCGGUUUCUGGAUGUCCGGUACACAAACUUGCUAAGGUGGGAAACAGCGCUUCAAGAGCGCGAGACGAGGGCAGAGAAUACACUUGCACUAAUAACGAGGCAAAGGAGCGAGUUGGAAGAAAUGAUGCGAAGGCAGCGAGAGGAAUCGGAUAGUAGGUAGGAUCUCAGAGUAGGCGUAUGGCGAUACGUACUAGCCAACGAAACAAGGAAAAACCACCCGAU